AUGCCAUUGUCACAAAAUUAUGCCACCUUCAUCUUCUUAACCUCACUUCUCAUACUUGUACAUUAUGCAGCUACAGAUUGGGUGAAUCAUGGUGGAGAUAUAGCCAACCGGAGAUAUGCCGCCGACGAGUUUCUGAUCAACCCUUCCACCGUGCACAAACUCAGGCUAAGAUGGCGGUUCUUCACCGGAAAUGACAUAUCUGCGACUCCUGCCGUCGCGAAUGGAGUCGUGUACUUCCCGUCAUGGAACGGGUUCUUGUAUGCGGUGAAUGCCUUCAAUGGUGCUCUUAUAUGGAAACGGAAUCUCACGCAAUUGACGGGCUUGCCAGGAACCGGAACUUACAUGAACGUAUCCGUCUCCAGAGCCACUCCGGUUGUUGCUAGUGAUCUUUUGUUAAUCGGAAUUUAUGGGCCUGCAGUUGUGAUUGCCGUCACUCGUGCCUCCGGAAACCUUCUUUGGUCAACUACAAUCGACCCCCGUCCUCUCGCCCUCAUCACUGCAUCCGGAACCGUUUAUUCAAGGGGAUUUUAUGUGGGAGUGUCGUCUUUGGAAGAAACGCUAUCUGCUGAUAAAUGUUGUACAUUUCGGGGGAGCCUGGUGAAGCUAGACAUCCGAUCGGGAGCGAUUCAGUGGCAGACAUACACCGUUCCGGAUAAUGGCGGUCGGCUCGGCAGUUUUUCGGGGGCAGCCAUAUGGGGAAGCAGCCCGGCCAUCGAUGUUUCAAGGGGAAUCGUUUAUGUGGCCACCGGUAACCUCUACACAGCCCCACCUGAGGUGUUGGAAUGUCAAGAGAAGCAGAACAAUCAAACUUCGAAACCCACCCAACCCGAUCAAUGUACCGGGCCCGACAUUAGGUUUAAUUCGAUAAUUGCUUUUGAUAUCAAUUCAGGACAAGUUAUAUGGUCUCGACAACUAGGGGGUUUUGAUAUUUUCUAUUUCGCAUGUUUGGUUCCGAAUAAUCCCGAUUGUCCACCUGGACCUAACAUCGACGCUGAUUUUGGAGAGGCGCCCAUGUUGCUCACGAUUUAUUCAAAUGGAACGACGCGUGAUAUUGUCGUGGCUGUACAAAAGAGCGGCUUCGCUUGGGCUCUAGAUCGUGAGAAUGGCGAGAUUGUUUGGUUCAAGCUUGCAGGACCAGGAAGCAAUGAGGGGGGAGGGAUAUGGGGUGCAGCCACAGACGGAAUAAGGGUCUACACCAACAUAGCCAACGGUGCACGGGUGCAAUUCACCCUUGCACCGACCAACCAGACCACGAGCGCAGGUGCAUGGGUGGCUUUGGAUGCAAACAAUGGCCAGAUCUUAUGGACCACGGCUGACCCAAGCAACAAUGCGGCUGAAGGACCGGUGUCAUUGACGCGGGGUGUUUUGUUUGCAGGAUCAGUGGCCCCGAAUGGGCCGCUGUAUGCGAUGGAUGCCAGAACAGGGAGCGUGUUGUGGUCGUACAACACCGGAGCCACCAUAUAUGGUGGAGUAUCGGCAAGUUAUGGUUGUAUAUAUGUAGGGCAUGGGUAUACCGUUGGCUUGGGGAAAUUUCAUCCUUGGACUCGUGGCAAUUCACUCUUUGCCUUUUAUAUCUUUUAA
This is a messenger RNA of Cynara cardunculus var. scolymus (artichoke), 1581 nucleotides long. Its product is annotated as polyvinylalcohol dehydrogenase-like. The transcript has 4 exons. The coding region runs from base 1 to 1581 and encodes 526 amino acids. The record is from RefSeq and is a predicted model, not a curated record. Lineage: Eukaryota; Viridiplantae; Streptophyta; Magnoliopsida; Asterales; Asteraceae.